GCGGGGUGUGGGGAGCGCGCCGGAGCCUGGCAUGCCCCAGUGUGGACGUGAGUCACUCCGCGGAGCCCCUCGCAGCAGCCGCCGCCAGCCCGGCUCCCCCCACAUGCCGGCUCCCGGCCGCUCCGGGGCUCGGCUGCCCGCCCCGCCUGCCCGGCUCCCCGCCGCCUGCGGCUGAUGCUCGCUGUCCCCCAGCUGCCCCGAGCCCGCCCGUGUGGACCGUACAAAGCCAGCAGCCCGCGCCGCUGUCCGGGGACUGCCUUGCCCGGGAGGAGCCCGCGGCUACCAGGAAGGGACCAUGUACGUAGACCCGGAGGCUGCCGGCAAAGGAGUGCCCUCCCGCGAUGUCCUCCUGGUCUCAGCCAUCAUCACCGUCAGCCUUAGCGUCACCAUCGUCCUGUGCGGGAUCUGCCAGUGGUGCCAGCGCAAACUGGGUAAACGUUAUAAAAAUUCCCUGGAGACGGUGGGGACCCCGGAUUCCAGCCGAGGGCGCAGUGAAAAGAAAACCAUCAAUGAUCUAGACAGAGACUUUUGGAAUAACAAUGACAACACAGUGCAGCAGAAAUGGAGCUCCUACCCUCCCAAGGAGUUUAUACUAAACAUUUCACCUUACGCCCCAUACGGUGAUCCACGACUUUCCCUCAAUGGCUCUCUGCUGUCGGGCGCUAAGUUGGCCGCCUCUUCCGCUUCGGGGUUGGCGGGGGAGCGAGAAGGACGCCUGGGGGAGAAGCAGCAGCUCCGAGAGGACGGCAUGAAGAGCAGCCUGUCUGCCCACAGCGAGCCCAGCAAUGGGAAGGCGGGGAGAGGCCGAUGGCACACGGUGCAGAGCCACCUAGCAGCAGGGAAGCUCAGCCUAUCCAAUUUCGAGGACUCCACCUUGUCCACAGCCACUACCCUUGAGUAUAUCCCCACCUCAGCAGGAGACCUGAAAUGCCAGCGUCCCCGCACGCUGAUGCGCCAGCAGAGCCUCCAGCAGCCGCUUAGCCAGCACCAGAAAAGCAACCACAGCCAGCCCACCACCAGCCAGAGCCUGGGGCACCUACAGUCUCACACCAGCUCCUCUUCCAGCGGCGGCAACCCCCGGGGCCGGAGCAGCCAGUCGCGGCAAGGGGUCUCGGCUGGCUCCAAGCACCGGACGGCUGGCGGCCGAAGCCGCUCCAACCCCGGGAGCUGGGACCACGUGGUGGGGCAGAUUCGCAACCGAGGCUUGGACGUGAAGUCCUUCCUGGAAGGCCGGAUGGUGGUGUUAUCCCUGGUUCUGGGACUCUCGGAACAGGACGACUUUGCCAAUAUACCUGAUCUGCAAACCGCUGGGAACCAGCAGGCGCAGAACUCUCAGGGGGACAAGAGGUUGCCAUCUGGAGGCAAGAUGGUGAACACAGCCCCUAUGCCCGGGCAGACCCAGCAUGACGAGUCUGACCGCAAAACAGAGCCUCGCUCGUCUGUCUCGGACCUGGUGAACUCCCUGACCAGUGAGAUGCUAAUGCUCUCCCCAGGCUCUGAGGAUGACGAGGGACACGACAGCUCCAGCAGGGAGAACCUCGGCCGAAUCCAAUUCAGCGUCGGCUACAACUUCCAGGAAUCCACCCUGACUGUCAAGAUCAUGAAGGCUCAGGAGCUGCCAGCCAAGGACUUCAGUGGCACCAGUGACCCUUUCGUCAAGAUCUACCUGCUGCCGGAUAAAAAGAACAAGCUGGAGACCAAAGUGAAGAGGAAGAACUUGAAUCCGCACUGGAACGAGACCUUCCUCUUUGAAGGUUUCCCAUACGAGAAGGUGGUGCAGCGGGUGCUGUAUCUCCAGGUUCUGGACUAUGACCGCUUCAGUCGCAAUGACCCCAUCGGAGAGGUGUCCAUUCCACUCAACAAGUUGGACCUGACCCAGAUGCAGACAUUCUGGAAGGAGCUGAAACCCUGCAGCGAUGGAAGUGGAAGUCGGGGAGAACUCCUCCUGUCCCUUUGCUACAACCCUUCUGGUAACUCCAUCAUUGUGAAUAUCAUCAAAGCACGGAAUCUGAAAGCCAUGGACAUCGGGGGAACGUCAGACCCUUACGUCAAGGUGUGGCUGAUGUACAAGGACAAGAGGGUGGAGAAGAAGAAGACGGUGGUAAUGAAGCGGUGCCUGAACCCAGUCUUCAACGAGUCCUUCAUCUUCGACAUCCCCACCGAGAAGCUGCGAGAGACGACCAUCAUCAUCACCGUCAUGGACAAGGACAGGCUGAGCCGGAAUGACGUCAUUGGCAAGAUUUACCUGUCCUGGAAGAGUGGCCCCGGCGAGGUGAAGCACUGGAAGGAUAUGAUCGCCCAUCCCCGGCAGGCCGUGGCACAGUGGCACCAGUUGAAGGCCUGAGCGGCAGCAGCUGAGAAUUCUGUCUGGCUUUCACCGCUCCAAGUAGACGUUUCUUGGCCAUGCUCUCACUACUUUAUGCACAACAGAGGCACCUGGGGUCCCCCUAGGGGACAAGCUUGGGGCUGACAAGGAGCUGAGGGUCUGAAGUUGGCAACGUUUCCAAACUCUGGGAAGCAGCGUUGGCCGCCCGCUGUGUCCACGGGGCACCCAGCACCAAUGGGAGCACCUUUAGUGCCCAACUUCCUGCUUUAACCUUUCCUCCUGACUCGUUACGCCGAGAGAGAGAUGCCAGCCCUCUAGGUGGGAAGGAGCCUUGGCGCUGGUUUGUUUUGGCCCUGGAGGGCGGGGAAGUGGUGUUGGCACAACUGGCUCCAUGAGGUGGUGAGAGGAGGAGACACCUCCGCCACACAAGACUUCCUAUGAGUUCUUCCAGCCCAAGGCCUGUUGGGAGCGCUCCCCUGAGGAAGCCAGCAUCUCCUAGGGGGCGCGUGGGCCUAGAAGGGGGGCCGGCAAGGGGGACACGCCCUCGGUCUCCUUGAGGUCAUUUAUUUUUAAUUCAAUAAAACUUGUAAGAGUAAUAAGAAUAAUAUAAGUAAUAGCGGCUAGAAUCCCAUCCCGGCCAGGGCUGGGGGAAUCCGCGCCACUCCAACAGCCUCCUGUGCGUUUGCUGUGUGUGUGUAUAAGCGUGUUGUAAGUGUCACAUGUUUGCGUGCGGGCUGCUCACGUCUCGCUCGCUCUCUCGCUCUCUCUCUCUGCCCUGCCUGGGAGCAACCCCUGAUCCCACAGGACGGUGAUGAUCCCAGUGCGGGAUGUGGGUUUUUUUUAAUUGGCUGGUGCAUGGGGUUUGAAGGAAUUGAUGCCACAUGGGGAGUGGGGCCAGUCCAUGCUUGAUAGGGAGGGAGGUGGAAGGAGCUGCCCACCAGGCAGGGUCUCCCCUCAUGACCACUCUGUGGUAUAUGGGAUUGGAAGCCAUAACAGAUGGAUUGGUAGCCAAACUGGGCUCGGCUUUAGGGCUAAUGAGAGCUUGACUGUAGUCACUGCCCUCUGGCAGGUGAGGGCCUCGUCCUGCUCGAACUGAGAGAGUUUCCCAAACCAGCUCCGAAACACUGCCCCACUCCCAGGCAUAUGGACCCCGAAACAGCCCACCCCUCCAGCACCCAUCCCCCAACCUCACCUGAGACACCCCACACCCUCGCCAUACACAGCCCACCCGUCCAGCACCCAUCCCCCAACCUGACCCCAGACACCCCACACCCUCCCCAUACACAGCCCACCCCUCCAGCACCCAUCCCCCAACCUCACCCGAGACACCCCACACCCUGCCCACCCCUUCAGCCCCCAGCCCCCAACCUGACCUAGGCCUCAGAGAUGCUGUCUGUGAAGGUCUCCCACUUGCUGUGGGGCUGGAUAUGCCCCCACCUCUUCUCCUCAAUCCAGCAGUGAUGCGGCCCCAUGAUGGGCUCUCCUGGGUGGGCUGAGGUAGCAGGCGGCUAUUUCAUGGUGGCCCAUUUGAGCCCAUUCCGGGUGCCUCACUGGGCCAUGUCCGCUGCAGUGGCUGACUGGGCCCCAGGGGUGCUCUGUUCCUCACCCCCACAGAUCUGGGCAUUGCUGCUCAUUUCCUGGCAGCGCGACACUGGGGCAAAGGGGCUGCACAUCGCCCACAAAUGGGCACAAAAUAACUAAUGUCGCCCAGAAGCCCCUGAGGAGCCUGCUAGGUGUCCAAGGACGCCAGAGCCCUGGGUGCUGGGGCAUGGGAAUGCUGCAGACACAUCCCACCCCCCGCCUGCCGCCCAUCAUUCCCCACAAGCAGGGGGCCAGACUGGCAUAGCUGUGAGCGCGCCCGUGCUGCUGCUACACCACUGCCUACACCUGCCUGCUGCCCAGCCACUCAGCCCCAGGGCUCUGACCUGCCCCGGUCCCUCCCCGGCCCCUUUGAAGGGACUGUGCCUUUCUAUUCCCGUCAGGCCUGAGCCUGGGGGGGCAGGCGUGCUGAAUUAAGCAUCGGCCUCACUCAGCCAGCAAGGGACGCUGCUAGAGAGCUAGCUGGAAACUGCCCAACUGGGCUGCAAGCCAGGGCUGGUGCUGAGCCAUGGGAUUAGGAGCCGCUGAACAGCCACUUACACUCAGGCAAGGGCACGAAGCCCUCAUUUAAUUCCUGCAGCCCUUUGACUCGGUGCUAGCACAGGGAGGGGAGCCCCAGCCAUGGGCCUGCAGAGAGCAAACCAUAGGGCGUGCACAGCCGCAAAGCCCCCACCAGGGGGCACUGUAGGGCCAUAGGCAGAGCGGUGCUGGGGCUCUGGCUCCGGCUGAGCACCCUUGGAGUUACUGCCCGGGGAGCUGGCCAGGGAGCCCCACAGAGACUAGGUGCUUCCAGAGUUGCCCGUCCCCGAUCAGCGCAUGGGGCUGGUCCCUGAUUCCCCCGCUGGCAGAAACACAGCGCUCAGGCCCUGAACUAGACUCACGGCAGGAGGCCGGUACGUGCCAGCCCACUCACCCCAAUCCCUGGGCCUGCACAGCUGCCCCCUUGCUAUGCAUGGCCCUCUGGGACCCGCUUUCCAUGGCACCAUGGCUGCUCCUCUGCUGAGGCCUGGGCUCCUCACCAUUGUUCUGCAUCCCCACAUCAUCCAUUCCCCACUGAGCCACUCCUCUCACUGGGGCCCCAUACAAUGGUUCACCAUU
Molecule: messenger RNA, 5023 nt
Organism: Mauremys reevesii (Reeves's turtle)
Lineage: Eukaryota; Metazoa; Chordata; Testudines; Geoemydidae
Gene: SYT7
Product: synaptotagmin 7
Exons: 13
Coding region: 296-2344 (682 amino acids)
Biological process (GO): regulation of calcium ion-dependent exocytosis; regulation of dopamine secretion; vesicle fusion
Cellular component (GO): synaptic vesicle; axon; membrane
Molecular function (GO): clathrin binding; SNARE binding; calcium-dependent phospholipid binding
Source: RefSeq, a predicted model, not a curated record